AUGAUAAGAAUAUCAAAUAUGGUCGUCUUUAUGACAUUAGUAGUUGUUGCUACUAUGUUACAAAGUUCAUCGGGACAAACUGCGCCUGCACCAUCCCCUUCUAGACCUCCAAUGACAUAUACUGUUGGAGAUAGCCUUGGUUGGCUUGUGCCCCCUGGUGGUCCAAUCGCAUACGAAACAUGGGCUAGAGGCAAGACUUUCAUGGUUGGAGACAUUCUAGUUUUUAACUUCACCAAUGGAGCACAUAAUGUAGCUGAGGUGAGGAAGGCAGGUUUUGACUCAUGCAACAGCUCGGCUGCCACCAACACUAUCACCACCAGUCCAGCUAGAAUCACCCUCACCACAGCCGGCGAACAUUUCUACAUUUGUACCUUCCCUCAGCACUGCUCAUUAGGUCAAAAGCUCGCCAUCAACGUCACAAGAGCCAACUCUGCUCCAGCACAACCACCUGUUACUCCACCACCAACAACCACCCCUUCACCGGUUGCUACCCCUGCACCAUCCCCUUCUAGACCACCAAUGACGUAUACUGUUGGAGAUAGCCUUGGCUGGCUUGUGCCCCCUGGUGGUCCAAUUGCAUAUGAAACGUGGGCUAGAGGCAAGGCUUUCAUGGUUGGAGACAUUCUAGUUUUUAACUUCACCAAUGGAGCACAUAAUGUAGCUGAGGUGAGGAGGGCAGGUUUUGACUCAUGCAACGGCUCGGCUGCCACCAACAUCAUCACCACCAGCCCAGCUAGAAUCACCCUCACCACAGCCGGCGAGCAUUUCUACAUUUGCACCUUCCCUCAGCAUUGUUCAUUAGGUCAAAAGCUCGCCAUCAACGUCACCAGAGCCAACUCCGCCACACCUCCUUCAAGCUCGGCCCCUACACCUUCCUCAACCACCACCCCACCACCUAGCACCACUACUCCUCCACCCAGCUCCGACAAUCCUACCAAUCCCAGUAUUCCCACUUCACCAUCUCCUUUCACCGCUCCUCCUCCACCAGCUAGUGCAGCACCACCAUCUUUCCGUGUUGCAGCCUUGCCAUUCACUUUGUUGUCCAUUGCCUUGGCUUUCUUGUAUUAA
This is a messenger RNA of Fraxinus pennsylvanica, 1068 nucleotides long. Lineage: Eukaryota; Viridiplantae; Streptophyta; Magnoliopsida; Lamiales; Oleaceae. The record is from the annotation of a GenBank genome assembly.